AUUCACUCUCUGCAUGCCGCCAAUGCCCCUCCCGUCGCCUUGGAUGUUGGACCCAAGCACUUGCUUGAGCUGUUACAGGGAUUCAGGAUUCACACAGGUUCACGUUUAAUUUUAAUUUCCGUAGACCCUCCUUCCGGUCGCAGAUAUGUCUGGUCCACGAGUCUCCAAAAGCUGUGGCAACUGCCGAGCCGUCAAACGACGCUGCGACAAACAGCGCCCCCAAUGCGGGCAAUGCAUUCGACUGCGGGAAGAAUGUCCCGGCUACCGAGAUCAAUGGGACCUGGUCUUUCGCGAUCAGACCAACCAAACCAUCCAGCGGUCGCAGUGUCAGGCAGCCUCGACGACCAUCACACACAGCCCCCUGUCGCCCCCACCCCCCCAGCCCUCACUGUGUCCGAGCAUGGACCAGGUGGGCGUCAACGCCUUCCUGCAUCAUUUUGUCACUGGCGACCACAGCCCCUCGCGUGGAUACCUCAACUAUAUCCCGGCCACUCUGGGCACCAAUGACGACCAGCCCACCCUGGUCGCCAGCCUGGCCGCGGUCGGCCUGGUGACGCUGGCGAACUCCCAUCGUCAGCCGGAGCUGGUGCGCCAAGCGCGCAUCAAGUACGCGGAGGCCAUCCGGAGCGUCAACGCUGCCCUGGCCUCGCCCGUGGAGUCAGUUAAAGACAGCACGCUGAUGGCCGUUAUCUCCCUGGGCGUGUUCGAGCACUUCUCGGGCUUUGACGCCUGGGUGCGUCACGUGCAGGGGGCGGCCGCGCUGACCGUGCUCCGCGGCAAGGGCCAAUUCGCGCGCGGCAACCCGACCGCCCUCCUCCUCUUCACGCAGGUCCGCACCGACAUCAUAGCCGCCUGCACCCGCACCAACCAACCGUUCCCGGCGGAUAUGCGUGCCCUCCAGGACGAGGCCGCCAAGCACGUCGGCGCUCCCAACGCCAUCUGGGACAUAGGGGUGCUGGCUACCCGGUGUGUGGACCUGCUCUGGCAGGUGAUGGAAAGCACAGGCACAACUCAAUUACCCGAUCUUCUCGACGCUGCGCUGGUAUUGGAGCGGGAUUUUGAACUCGCGAUGGCGACCCUCGCCGUUCAAGAGCCGUUUUACACCACCACCGCGGAAGAAGCGGGAUGGGUCGGCGGAAAUCCUGACGCGAUCUACAACGGUCGCGUCGACUUCUACCUCACCCCGUGGGCGCUUCGAGCCUGGAACAACGCGCGCAGCAUCCAAAUGAUUGUCUGCGAGAUUAUAUGCUAUCUUCUGAAGAAGAUGCUCACGCUGAACCCCGCCGCCCCAGCUGCGCAACUUCGCUUGCGCCGUCAGCAACUGCACGAGACUGUCGGAAUCCUCUCCCGCGUGGGCGAGGAUAUUCUGGCCACGGUGCCGCAGGCGCUGGGAAUCGUGGCCCCGCCCUCUUACCCAUCUCAACCCUAUGCAGGGGAUGUUAGCCCGAGAGCCAGCGUGUCGGGUGCAUACAUUCUGAUUUGGUGUCUUUACAUGGUCGGGAAAUCACCCGUCACCGCAGAGCCGGCCCGUAAGUGGAUCAUUCGACGCUUUCGGGAGAUUUUCCAGGGGGCGGGGAUGGAGAUGGCGCUGCCACUUCUUGAGGACAUGGUUAGGAUAGAUCAGUCGAAAGAGUAAGGCGGCUAGUGGCUGGUGCCACCUCUUUCCAGCAAGUAAUAUAUCC
Molecule: messenger RNA, 1682 nt
Organism: Aspergillus japonicus CBS 114.51
Lineage: Eukaryota; Fungi; Ascomycota; Eurotiomycetes; Eurotiales; Aspergillaceae
Product: Zn(II)2Cys6 transcription factor
Exons: 2
Coding region: 146-1636 (496 amino acids)
Biological process (GO): regulation of DNA-templated transcription
Molecular function (GO): zinc ion binding; DNA-binding transcription factor activity, RNA polymerase II-specific
Source: RefSeq, a predicted model, not a curated record